CCACUUGCAACAUUUUUUCGUUGGCUUGGUGCAUUCAAUAUGAUAAUCGCGGUUUCUUAUCUAGCUUUCUUGUCGUUUCAAUGAAUGAUCAAAAUCAUUCGUUGCUUAUUCUUUUCAGUGUCAUGUAUUUGUUAGACGAAAUUUUAUGUUGUGCCUUCAAGUUGUGGAACUUACAAUAAUUGUUGGUGUUGUAUGUUAACAUUAACGAGACUUUAUAGAAAUGGUGAAUAUAGACACAAUACAAAAAAAUUAUCCGCUGCAUUGGCUUGUAUGGAAUAACAAUUAUGUAGAACUCGAAGAGGAAUUAUCUACAAAGCUGCAUAAUAUUGAAAAACUUGAUAAUAGAGGAAGAACACCAUUGAUGUUAGCUGUGACUUUGGGUCACAUUGAAUCUGUUGGAGUAUUAUUGCAACAUGAAGCUAAUGUUAAUACAGAAAAUACUCAAGGAUGGACUGUGGUACAAGAGGCAGUUGGUACAGGAAAUCCUGAAUUAAUACAAAUGGUGUUAGCACAUAGAGAUUAUCAAAGAUAUUGUAAUCGGGUAGCUGGUAUUCCAGAAUUGCUUCAUAAACUUAAACAAGCUCCUGAUUUUUAUGUGGAAAUGAAAUGGGAAUUUACUAGUUGGGUUCCUCUUGCCUCUAGAAUAUGUCCUAGUGAUACUUAUAAAGUAUAUAAACAAGGCAGUAAUGUGCGAAUUGAUACAACUUUAUUAGGAUUUGAUCAUACAAAAUGGCAACGUGGAAAUCGUAGUUAUGUUUUCAAAGGACAAACUGCAUCACAUGUACCUGUGGCAAUUAGAUGUGAACGGAGUUAUGUGUUCAGUAUGGUUGGACAAGAGUCAGAUGAUGGAGCAACAAUGAUGGAAGUAGAUCACAAAACAAGAAAAGUAUAUGUUGAGCAUAUUAAACUUGUAGAUAUUGAUGAUAUGCAAUUAAUGGAACCAUCUGAAGAAGGAGUACUAGCUCGACUUACAAAUCCAAUAGUUACUACAUAUAUAGAUACAGAUAAAAUUAGUUUUGAACGUAAUAAAGCUGGUUUAUGGGGAUGGCGCUCUGAUAAAAGUGAAGUAGUUAAUGGACAUGAGUGUAAAGUGUUUAGUGCAUGUAAUGUAGAAUUAAUAACGAAAACUCGAUUAGAACAUUUAUCUGAACCUGAUAAGGCACGGGCUCGUGCACCUCGUACACCUCUUCAAUCAUUUCUUGGUAUGGCUGAACAGCAGCAAGAGAACAGUAAUAGCGCAACUACUAGUGAAGAAUAUAAUAAUAUUGGAAAUCCUUCUAAUAUAACAGCUGAAGAAUAUUUUGAUCCAGAUGUUGAUUUAAAUGGAAGAGAUAUAGGUAGACCAAAAGAAGUUAAUACAAAAAUUCAAAAAUUUAAGGCAACUUUAUGGCUUAGUGAACAGUAUCCAUUAAGUCUUCAAGAACAAAUUAUGCCAAUUGUUGAUCUUAUGGCGAUAUCUAGUUCACAUUUUGCAAAACUAAAGGAUUUUAUCCAAAUGCAACUACCAGCUGGAUUUCCUGUUAAAAUUGAAAUUCCUUUAUUUCAUAUAUUAAAUGCAAGAAUAACAUUCGGGAAUAUUUUUGGUAUGGACCAAGAAGUACCUCAUGUAGGACAUUUACAAGAAACUAAUAGAAUGACUUGUUUAGUUGAUGAUAUUUGUUUUGAAGCGCCAAUGGGAUAUGUAAAACUAGCAGGUGCUGAAGUUCGAACACAAUUUAGUAUGGAAGAAGAGGACGAUCUAUUACAAUUUGCUAUUCAGCAAAGUUUAUUAGAAGUUGGAAGUGAACGUGAUGAGGUUGAUAUAUGGGAAGCCUUAAGAGCGCAGAAACCAUCACGACCUACUACGCCUAAUAUGACUACUGAAGAAGAAAGGCAGCUACAAAGAGCUAUACAGGCAAGUUUGGCGCUUUGUCAAGAUAAUACUGCUGGAUGUGCGAGCGGUCGAAAUAACACGGAUAAAACAAAUGACUUAGAAAACAGUGAUUCGCUCGAAGAUACAGCGGAACAAUUAAGACUGGCUUUAAGACUUUCAGAAUUACAACAGUUAGAAGAAGAACAGCGUCGAUUAUUAGAAGAAGAAACAUUUCGACAAGUGUUGGAAUUAUCUCUUACAGACAAAUGAAUGUGCAAUAGUCACUGCAAAUUUGAUCAAAUUAUACUUCCACGACUACGUGAAAUCUUCCAAAAGCAUGACUAUUAAACGCGAAAUCAUUUCCUACAAUU
Molecule: messenger RNA, 2223 nt
Organism: Apis dorsata (giant honeybee)
Lineage: Eukaryota; Metazoa; Arthropoda; Insecta; Hymenoptera; Apidae
Product: ankyrin repeat domain-containing protein 13D
Exons: 14
Coding region: 221-2122 (633 amino acids)
Cellular component (GO): cytoplasm
Molecular function (GO): protein binding
Source: RefSeq, a predicted model, not a curated record